AUGUUGCAUUUUGUUGCGUUCGUGCUGAAACCAAAAGAUCUGAGGACCCAGUUUAUAGAGCAGUCUAAAUGUUUGGAUUUGAAACUCGACAUAGAUUGCACGGUGUUGGCCGAACUGCAAGAAUUCUAUCGUCGUCGAGCUGUCGUCGAACAGGACUAUGCUGAUGCCCUCGCCAAACUAGCCAACACCCUGAAACAGAGACAUGCCAAUGAGACAGCAAAACGCCCUCAUUGGGCACCGUACACAACGACGACGAUUUUGAAUACGUUGCUCGGUUCCACUCUGCGGUUGUCCGAAGCCCAUUCCACUCUGGCUGAUUUGUUUGCCAAACAAAUGGUACAGCGUUUGGCCGACAUGGACGAAGACGCCGUUCGUCUGCACAAACAGUGUCGUGAAAUGAUGUCCUGUUGUCAAGACCGUGUUCUGAGUAACACUGCCAAGCUUCAAGCUGAUCUACGAGAAUAUAUGAACAAACAAACAGCCACAAUUGAGGCUGGGCGUGUAUGCCGACGUUUCGAAGACAAACUAACCGUAUCCGACCAGAAAGCUCGCAGUAAGGGCAAAGAUCCGACAACCAGUCAGCGGUAUUUACGUUCUCAGAAAGAAUUUGAGGCUAAACAACAAGUCUACACGAAUGCAACUCUGGCAACUGCGCGAGCCCGGAACGACUACCUCUUGCAGCUGGCUGCAACCAAUCACAGCGUUGCCCGGUACUUUACCGAGGAGGCUCCCGAUAUUAUUGAUUGCCUGGCCUGCGGGUUUCACAACAGCUUGGCCCGGUCCGCUAUGAUGCACCUUAGCUGCGAGGAGGCAUUGAAGUCCCUACAUGGUCACAUUGUGGAAAUGUUCAACCGUAAUAUCACUGCACUGGACUGGAGACGGGACAAAGCAUGCUUUUUCAAGUACAACGAACAUGGAUUCACACGACCUGGGGCUUUUGUUUACGUGCCUUGUAAAGAGGACACCGAAUCUCAAAUUCGAGCCGAUGGAGUUUUGCGUGAAGAACUGGAAACAGCGGCGGACCAGCUGUCUGCGGAGAUCGAUAAACUUAGGGCCUCUACGGAAGAAACAUGGAAGACCCUGGAACAUGUUGAGAAGAGUCUUCUCGAACUAAUCAACCAGAAGGACUGUGAUGUUUCUCAGCUAUUCGUUUCCGAACACCCUCGUCGACGAAGAUCAGUCGGUGCCUCCUCAAUCACAAAUGGCUCGAGUGCUGCAGGUGGCAGUAGUGGUCUGGGAAGCAGUUUAGGCACAAUCGUUUCCAACUCUUCCACUUCCUCUUCCCCCGUAACCGCCCGAGGUCCCAGUCCCAUAUCAGGUGGCAAGUUGCAGGAUCAGUCUUCAGGUGGGCGUAGUCAGACUCCCAGCAGUCCGGCUGCCCAAUCUUCCGGUGAAAAUCCUUCUGGUAUGUAUCUGGCAUUACGAUCGGCCUAUCGCGAAGCUCGCAUAGAACAGGAGAAGUUCUAUCUGGAGCGCUUCGCGUUUUACACACAAGAGGUACAUCGAUGUCAAGUUUUGCAGGUUCGGCUGGCCGAAAUCCGCCGUGCUUUAGCCGCAACUCAGCCUGCCUCACAUUCAUCUCCAGAGAACGCCGUUACUAUGCGCCCAAUCAGCAACGUUCCAUACCGGUAUGCUGUUCCUGUUCUUCCGACAGCAAGCACUGGUCUACCCGCUUCCAAGGGUCGCCCUCAGACAGAUGAGACAUCUGAGGUGUCUUUUGACCUUGCACAGUCACCUCCUCCCCCACCUCCCGCGCCACAAUCCGAGUCAGCGUGCCGUCUGAUGCGGAGCAAGGUCAAUCUGAAAGAUAGGUCUCUGGUCCAGGUCUGCAAUCCGGAACCAGUGACACAAUCUACUCUGGUCCAAAAACCACAUAAGACCCGCCGUGUGCUCCAAGUUCCUAAUGUAGGCAAACCGAAGCUGUUUGGUGGUACGAUUGACGAGUAUGUGGAGGCCACAAAACAACCGAUCCCAUGUAUUCUGCUCUCUUGCACUCGGGCAAUUGUUCAGUUCGGCAUGCACCAGCAGGGUAUCUUUCGCGUUUCUGCAAGCCAAACGGAGAUCAACGAAUUCAAAGCAGCCUUCGAAGAGGGCUUCGAUCCUUUGGUCGAUGCUCGUGAAGCCAGAGACAUCAAUUCUGCCGCUGGACUGUUGAAACUGUACUUCCGUGAACUCGGCGAACCGCCUUUCCCUCAUUCCAUCUUCAAAAAUCUCAUUGAGUGUACGAACAAACAAUCCGAUAUGGAUGAAACUGCCCGUCGUCUGCGCCAAGUGGUUAUCCAAGGUCUGAGUCGCCCGGUGUUUAUCGUCAUGCGUUUCCUUUUUGCUUUCCUCAAACACGUUUCUGAGCAUUCAGAUGAAAAUUCCAUGGAUGCGUAUAAUCUGGCGGUCUGUUUCGGACCCACACUGAUGCCUAUCCCAACCGAGUUACUCCAGGUCCAUCAACAGACCAGCGUAAUCGAACUAAUCAAAACCUUCAUCACCCAUCACGCGAUGAUAUUUGAUCCUCUGGUUCCUGGUCCAGUCUAUAUGAAACACGUGUUACCGGCAAAUUCCCAAAUGUCUUCCUCUAAAAUGUGCACACCUGGCACGGACCCAAAUCGCAGCGAGGAUCUCCCAUUGACGUACGUCCAAUCAGUCGCGUCUGAGGUCGCACAGACAGCUCUUCGUCGUAACUUGUCCGCACAUGCACAAAGCCCGACAGAUGUACGUGGUUCCAACUUGAGUGAGGAUACCAAGUCUUCCAGUAACGGCGAUUUACCAGGUGCUGACCUCUCCGUAGGUCAUGCUUCCUCUAUGGAUGAACUGGAUCGCAGGACGGAACGGGAAGAAGAAUCCCUCUCUGCUGACGAAUUGCGUUCGAUUUCUGACAGCGAAGCUUCGGAGGCUCCGUAUACUUUGGCAGUUGCUCAGGCCGACUUCGUGGGGACUACACCACGUGAACUGUCUUUCCAACAGGGUGACGAGAUAGUGUUAUAUCGUCGCCUCAACAAACAUUGGUGGGACGGACAACUGGUGACUGACUUGACUGGAACCCGUGGUCUUGUACCACAUCUCUAUGUGGUUCCGAAAACUGCGCUGGCGUGCUUAUCUGCAGCUUCCGACGAAGGCCAACUCAAUGAAAGUCAAAUGGAAGAGAAGGGCGAAUCUAUGGACGCAUCUGAUGAGUCCGCGGAUCUUUUGGAUAUCCGGGAAGGGUCGACGAAUGCUGAGGAGAAACAGCAGUCACAGCAGGAUCUUCCCAUGAAAGCCUCGGAGAUAAACUAUGGUAAUAUAGGUACUGAAGUCGCCAGUAAACACAAUACUGCUGGAGAAGCAGUUGAUCAAAAGAACGUGAUGAACACAUCCGUUUAUGAGAAUAUGACGGAGCCACAUACAUCUGUCACUGUCCCGGUACAACCUCAAUCUUGCCAAGGAUCCGUCGAAUCUCCAUCCAUGCCAGUGCCAGGUUCAGGACGUUCUCAGAGUAUCCCAGUCACGGGCUUGUUUCCAUCCAGUUCUCCAAUAACCGCUGAUGUAAACCAGCGCCGGACGGAGUCCGUCCCCAGCCUCCAACACUCAAGCGCAUUACGUCAUACUGUCAGUUGCUCUCUUUCUGCUCAAUUGAGCACACUACCAGAAGACGAAGCCGUAACCAAUCAGGUCACUUUUAGGGCCUCUCCAGUUUGCAGGCAUACCUCGUCGAACGUAACAUCAGCAGAAAACGAAGCACAGGCACGUUUUCUGUCACAUGCUGACAUUGACAACCAACUGGCUGAGUUCAUGAGAAAUCUCAACUCACUUGAACGAGCCGAUACAGAAGGUAGUAACUUACGCACUAUGCAGCGUACACGAGAACUCAGUCGGAAGUUUCAGCUACCCUGUCCAAAGCACACUCCGGACUUGGUUAUGGAUCUUCCCUUGACAAACGAUCUCAAUGUGUUGCGUCGCACAGAAUCGGCCCAGACCACACUACCCCCUAAUCUCGAUAGCAGUUCAGCUGAUCAUUUUGCAGAGCAAGGUGUGGAUACAAUGCGAAAGCGUCCAGAACAGCGUCAAGACUUCCCCGGUUCAGGGACUGCUUCUGGUUCUGGUUCCGUCGGCAAAAAACCUUCUGUUUCCCUCAAUCCGGAUUCCCGUUGUCUAUCCCCAGCCGCCCGUCCUUUGGAGGAGGAGCCUAAACGGAUAUCGAUCGCGGAUCGAGUUGCCGCAUUCGAGGCCUCUUCUCCUAGCUCUGAUACUCCACCUCGUCUGUUCCCUCGUCCAGCGGUUGCUCCAAAACCACCACGAGAGUGAUUUUUCUAUAACUACGAAUAGACAUUUUCCAAAUCUGUCACCAAUGACCAUCGGGUAUCAUAGCGAGUCCUCCGAGAUGCUAAACCAAGGACCCAAUUUCUUUUUCCAGCUGUGGCUACACUGAGCUUGUUGACGCUAAAUUUGGAACGGUUUUAAACCACAGCUGAUAUUGUCCUCUCUACUGUUUCAAACGUGACUUUUGAUUAAUGGAUUAUUAUUUUUUCUACCGGUGGUGACCCUUCGCGAUGCGACUUCUUCUGCCAACUCCGUUGCCCCGUGCAACUCAUCUGUAAAGUUUGAAACAACGACAAUGCUAUUUUUCUUUUUUCUUCUGAGUUUGAUAGUUUCACUCCCCCCGUCCCGCCCGGAACGGAUGCGUACCAUGGCGGCGGUACUACUGUUAUGUUGAUGUUUCUGCCACUGCUGCUGGUAGCGUACCUGCGUUCAUUUGUAUCUUCUCUAUAAUAAUGAUCAUUCUUUUCCCAAAGGUGCUUGGCUGGGAAGACUUUGUGUUUCUCUAGUUUUCUCAUUCACUCCUUUCUUGACUUGAACGAUAAUGCAUCAUGACAUUGUCGUACACAGACACAGUUUUAUGCUCACCCUGUUAAAAUAAAUACACACUAUGUUGCCGAUCGCU
Messenger RNA from Opisthorchis viverrini, 4912 nucleotides. RefSeq lists its product as hypothetical. Gene Ontology annotation, biological process: negative regulation of cell migration; signal transduction. The transcript is spliced from 16 exons. Gene Ontology annotation, molecular function: protein binding. Gene Ontology annotation, cellular component: cytoplasm. The record is from RefSeq and is a predicted model, not a curated record. The coding region runs from base 1 to 4275 and encodes 1424 amino acids. NCBI's taxonomy places the organism in Eukaryota, Metazoa, Platyhelminthes, Trematoda, Opisthorchiida, Opisthorchiidae.